Molecule: messenger RNA, 3368 nt
Organism: Venturia canescens
Lineage: Eukaryota; Metazoa; Arthropoda; Insecta; Hymenoptera; Ichneumonidae
Exons: 13
Coding region: 95-2572 (825 amino acids)
Biological process (GO): lipid metabolic process
Source: RefSeq, a predicted model, not a curated record
UGCUACGAUCCCAAUCAUUUUGAGCUCUUGAAAUUUUGAUUUGAGUCAUGUUUAUAUAUAUGAAGUUAUAAAAUUAUUCAGUCAAGCAUCAGCGAUGAAGGGAUUCGGGCGAAAAGUUUUCGUGCUAAUCGUUGUUUUGAUCGGUAGCACGAAAACGUUUGCGCAGUCGGGAUUGGUAGGAAACAUCGAAGACUCGAAUCCCAACGAGGAUGCAGAUUUGACGACGAGGGAAUUGAUUAAAAAGUACGGAUAUCACGGCGAAUCCCAUUUCGUUACUACCGACGAUGGAUACAUCCUCGAAAUGCACAGAAUUACGGGCCCCAAUGACAACGCGAAGGCUGAAGGAAAACAGCCCAUUUUAAUGGUACACGCAUUUCUGAGCAGUUCAACCGACUGGAUAAUAACCGGCCCACAACGAGCACUUGCUUAUCUUUUAGCUGACGCAGGAUACGACGUGUGGAUGGCCAAUUUACGAGGCAACAGUUUCUCACGUCACCAUGUGAAAUACUCUUCUCUGAAUAAGGAAUUUUGGCAAUUCUCAUGGCACGAGAAUGGAGUGAGCGAUUUACCAGCAACGAUCGAUUACGUUUUAGAGAACACGGGGAGAGAAGAGCUCAUCUACUUGGGUUAUAGUAUGGGCACAUCUGCAUUUUGGGUAAUGGCUAUCGAGCGACCAGAGUAUCAGGAAAAGAUCAAAGCGAUGUUCGCACUCGCUCCCGUAGCUUAUGUAGCUCAUGCUAGAAGUAUUUUUUACCAAUUUUUCUCGACGUUCAGCAACAGUAUCGAGAAACUUUCGUUUCUUCUGGGACGUUAUCAAUUUGAUCCUUCGAGCGAUGUUUUGAAGGCAAUAGCAGCUUUAGCCUGUCACGACGACGCCUGGACUCAACCCCUCUGCACGAACAUCAUGUUCCUCAUCGGUGGUUUUGGUUCUGACCACCUAAACACGACGAUGUUGCCGGUCAUUCUCGCCCAUGCUCCAGCGGGCGGAGCGGUCAAACAAUUCGUUCAUUACCUCCAGCUCGUCAGGGACCAGGAGUUCCAGCAGUACGAUCACGGUUUUUGGGGAAAUUGGAAAAAAUACAAGCAGUUACGUCCCCCGAGGUACGAUCUUUCAAAAGUGAAGGUACCAGUUUACCUGCAUUACUCGACCAACGACUGGAUGGCUGACCCAACGGACGUUGACCAUCUGUACCGAGAGCUUGGCAAUCCAGUUGGCAAAUUCUUAGUACCGCAUGGAAGUUUUGGUCACCUCGACUUCGCCUGGGCAAAAGAUGCCAAAGAAUUGCUUUACGAUGAACUUAUAAGUUACAUAAACAAAUACAAAAAUCGGUCAGUCGAGUUUUCAGCCAUCGUUAUGCUAGAUCCAAAAUACUUUGCAUUCGCCGUUUUCGGCUUCUUCGUCGUCGAGGCCGCUGUCAUCUCACGCUCAGAUGUUCUCGAAUACAAUGAAGAUGCCGAUCUCUCGACCAGACAACUGAUACAGAAAUACGGAUACAACCCUGAGAUGCAUUAUGCGACAACUGACGACGGAUACAUCUUGGAGCUUCAUAGAAUCACUGGGCCUAACAACAAUGCCAAAGCUGAGGGCAAGCCAGUCGUAUUUUUGAUGCACGGAUUGCUCAGUAGUUCCGCCGAUUGGGUUAUAACCGGGCCACACCGUGCGUUAGCUUACCUCUUAGCUGAUGAAGGUUACGACGUCUGGUUGGGCAAUACUCGAGGCAACACUUUUUCCCGAAAGCAUAAGAAAUACUCAACACUCGAUACGGAAUUUUGGCAAUUCUCAUGGCACGAAAUGGGAUGCCACGAUAUUCCAGCAAUGAUCGACUACAUUCUGAAGGAAGCGGACCAAGAGCAGCUCAUUUACGUGGGUCACAGCCAGGGUACGACUGGUUUCUUUGUAAUGGCAUCGGAGCAUCCGGAAUAUCAAAAUAAAAUAAAAGCGAUGUUCGCACUUGCUCCCGUCGCUUAUAUGACCCACAUGACGAGUCCUUUCUACCAAGUAAUUGCGAGAUUCGCGAACAAUAUUGAGCUUCUGAUGAGGCUUCUCGGAUUCAACGAGUUCCAACCGACGCCAGAAGUGGUCAACGAAGUGAUGAAGCUGGUUUGCGACGAGAAGGCUUGGACUCAGCCGGUUUGCAUGAACGUAAUUUUCCUCAUUGCUGGUUUCGGUUCGGACCAACUGAACAAGACGAUGCUGCCAGCGAUAUUGGGACACGUUCCUGCGGGCUCGUCCGUCAAGCAGGUCGUCCAUUAUGGCCAACUGAUAAAGGCUCAAAAAUUCCAACAGUACGAUCAUGGCUGGUUUGGAAACUGGAGGAAAUACAAACGCCUCACACCACCGCACUACGAUCUUUCGAAGAUCAAGGUACCAAUAUCCCUCCAUUAUUCGUCCAACGACAUGUUCGUUAAUCCAAAGGAUGUUGACCGAUUGCACAAGGAACUUGGCAAUCCUGUUGGCAAAUUCCGAGUGCCACACGAAAAGUUUUGCCAUCUCGAUUUCUUGUGGGCAACCGAUGGCAGGCAGCUGAUUUACGAUAAGCUUGUCGGCUUGAUGCACAAUUAUCGAAACUGAAGCGCGAGAGCUGCAAAGGAGAAUUUGUGACAUCAUUUAUUCGUCGUUUCUAGUGAAAAUACUUCGCUUCUUUGUACAUAUUUUGUCCACAGCUUUUUACGUAGUUCAUAUUUGCCAAGUGAAGAUUCGCUGCCUCGCCCGUGGCGUCGAUCCUAUCGACUAAUCUAAUGAAAAGAUAAAAUAAUGUGAUGCCAAGUACCGUUAUCCGAAUGCCCAAGAUAACAGGAAAAACCUCCGUCCGUAAAAAUAAGGAAACAUCGAAACACUUUCUAGAAUUUCGGUCUCCCAUUCACUUCCAUUAUCCACGAAGGGCAAAUCCAGCAGGAAGGCUAAACCUGUACGAAUGAAUCAUCAUUUUGUGACACACCGUGACUGAUAAAUGCUCGAAUUGGAUACGAAGAAUCGGAUAUGAGUCAGUUUCGUCCAUGCGCAAAGAUACACGGUGUUCGGAACGUUGCGAGUUACUUUUCCGAGAACAUGGAAGGCAUGAAAAAACGUUGGAAAUGGAAGUCCAGCUGUUCAUAUGAGAAAUCUGCAAUUCCCCGAAGAUCACUCCACCGCUGGCGUGAUGCAGCUUCUCGUGAAAGAUGAAAAGGAAAGUGUGAAAUUCGUAGGAGAAAACCCAUUUUCUCGUGCGCUUUGAGAAAUUAUUUCCAAACAUCGAACUUUUUUGUAAAAAAGUUUUUUCAAUCGUAGAAAAUUGCUGUUGCUCGGAGCAGAUUGGUCGUAAUUGCGGCGACGAAAUGAGUGUCGACUUUUCGUACACUUUGUACAUCGAUGCUGAGUUUGUGCACGA